UAUCCAUAGACUGACAUACUGUAUUUUGAGAAAGCUGUGCGUAAUUUCACUGACUCCGUCAUAGACAUGUAUUUGAUUGAUGACCAUCUUCCAUGGAUUUAUAGGCCUAUAUCAGUAGAAUCCUAUCAAUGAGAAAUAUAUAGUCCUAAUCAAAUACAAACCAAAAAUAUAUAUAUUUAUUCGCUAUUUAAAAAAUAGAACAAUACUUUCCAAUUGUUGCUCUAGAAAAAUCUAUUUAAAAAACGCAUCACUGGCGCAAAUUCAGUAUGGGUGCCCCUCCCUUCCUAGCUGUAUGAUGGAGUGUGUAUGGGGGAACCCGGUGAUUUCCUCUACCAGUUGAGUCCAUAAACUCUAGCACACACAGCAGACGCGCAACGAUGUGCGCCGAGCGGUUGGAGCCAGUCUCCCUGCAUUGCCAAUUUAAUUGAACCGAGGACUGCAUUGUUACCAUUUUUGAAGACCCAAGUUAACCUUUUAUUCACAACAUUUCUUCCUUUUCGUCCUUGUCUUGUCUUUUCAAUAUGUGCUGAUAUUGAAGGGGAGAGGGGAAGGUAGAAUGGGCGAAACCCUCUGGUUCCCUGUGUAACUCUGGGAAUGGAUCCGACGUUCUCGCAGGGAGACAAAGACAAUGAGGUCCGUCUGGAGGGGAUGAGGGAUGGGGCUGGCUUCAUGAGGAUGCCAGAGCACCCCCUGUGGGAGUCCCGUAGCCUAGUCGUCCAGCACCUCUCCUCCUGGAUGACGGAGGGUGAGCCCUUCACCUCUCCUCUCUCCCUGCUGCACUCUGCCGGAGGACAGCGCCUCUCCUCGUCCUCUUCCUCAUCAGUGGCCGCUACUGCCCUUGUCGCCGCCAUGACCCUGGAGCAGAAGACCACCUUCGCCCUGGUCCUCUUCCUCUUCGGUGUCCUCCUCAUCCUAAUCGUGCGGUGCUUUCGCAUCCUGCUGGACCCCUACCGCAGCAUGCCCACCUCCACCUGGGCAGACGGCCUGGACGGGCUGGAGAAGGGCCAAUUCGACUAUACACUGGCAUAGGGGGUUGGGCGUCCAUGUACUGUAUACUGUACACACACACACACGAAUAUGCAGAAUGGCUGCAUUCACCUUGGCUGACGGUCUGGAUGGGCUAGAGAGAAUGGUCAGUUUGAUCACACGCUGUGGUGUAAGGACACAGACCAACAUGCAUUGUAUGUCAUGAAAUAUACACACACACACGUGGUUAUAUCCUCCUAGAUUCACAGUAUGCAUGGGCAAGAGAAGAGCCGGUUUAACCACACACACACACACACACUGCAGUGUGGUUGCAUCCUUCUGGGUUCACUUUCCCCCACUUGUUUACACCGUAGACAGCUAAUGUCACUCACACACACUGACACAAGAAGCAGUUCACAGGGUAGUUCUCAUCCUCCUCCAUGUCCUCCUCACCGUUCAAGUUGACAACAAUGUCAGUGCUAUUUCAACCCUCCUCAUCGUAAUACCUCACCAUCCGAGUCAAGAACUAAACUAUUUCAACCCUCCUCCUCGUAAUACCUCACCAUCCGAGUCAAGAACUAAACUAUUUCAACCCUCCUCCUCGUAAUACCUCACCAUCCGAGUCAAGAACUAAACUAUUUCAACCCUCCUCCUCGUAAUACCUCACCAUCCGAGUCAAGAAAUAAACUAUUUCAACCCUCCUCCUCGUAAUACCGCACCAUCCGAGUCAAGAACUAUGCCAACGCUAUGUCAACCUGUGCUGUCGUAGGCUGCUAAGUUAUUCAACCUUGUACUAAAGGAACAUUUGAAAUCUUCUACUGUUCUGGAGGAGUGUUGUUGUUGAUAUAUGUAUGUCCCAGAAAUGUGUGUUCAGAAUGUUAAAUGCUGAAUGCUGACCUAACAUAUUAUUAUGGUGAUCGUUUUGUCAUUUUACACUCAUUGCUCAUAACUGACUUAUGUUAAUCUAUUAUAGAUGGACGUAUUUACACAAUCAGGGAAUUUGAUUUAGGAUGAUAUUAUUUUCAAUGGCCAAAAACAAGCAUUCCUCAUCUUGUUUUUAUAGCUCAAUAAUUUGAUAUUGUUGGUAUAGAUUGAGAUAAUAGCUGAUAUCAUUUGACCCAGUCAGCAGAUGGCUAGAAGGGAUACAUAAAUGUACAUAUCUAUCUAUCUAUCUAUCUAUCUAUCUAUCUAUCUAUCUAUCUAUCUAUCUAUCUAUCUAUCUAUCUAAGCACUUCAAGUCAAUGCAAUAAUAUAUUAAAACUAUCAGAUGUGGUUUCUCCUAUGGGAAACCUGGGUUCAGAUCCUACCUGUGACACAAGUGUGUUCCUAUCAGUCAGAUACCUGUUCCUAAAGAUUAGCUGCUGUCCCCACUGCAGAUCCCCACUACAGAUCCCCACUGCAGAUCCCCACUGCAGAUCCCCACUGCAGAUCCCCACUGCAGAUCCCCACUGCAGAUCCCCGUACGCUCCUCUUCUAUGUUUUCAGACCUCAGAAGUAGUCUGAUAUCAAGAUGUGUGCAUGUGUUGUGUAAAUGGGUUUUUCUUCAAAUAUCUGACUAACUUAGAUUAUUGAGUGGACUAACACUUUGACACUAUAUAAAAUGUGGGGAUUUAUGUGUAAAAUGUAAUGAAAUACUGUAGGUGGCAACAACAGUGUGUUUGGAUAGGGCUCUACAGUUGGAGCUGUCACUUUCAUUUAUAAUCAACUGCAUGCAACUUAGUUGCUGAAAGUAUUUUUAGUAAAUGUGGUUGUUGGAUCUUGCAUGGGAUUCAGAGCAGUUGACACUUGAUAAAUCAAAAUGAUAGAUUGCUUAGAGUUUGAACAUAGGGGACUAUCCAAAUAAAGUGUCACCAAGUAAUUAAAUCCUGGCCCGGUAAUCCACAAACCCAAGAAUACGUUGUACAACUUGCUCUCUUGUGACAUACAGAGUAUACUUGCUUCGAUUCAAAUGAAUGUGUCGUUGGUCAAAAAUCACUUCUGUUACAGAAGGCAGGUUAUGUCCACUAACUGUGUCUCACCUGAGUGUGUUGCAGUGACCAGGGUACUGUUCAAAUAACACUCACUCCUUUUUCAAUACUGACAUUGGAAGGAAUGGCCUUUUCAAGCUGUGAAGUACAACUCAUAACUCAGUCACUAGAUCAGCUUAUGUAAAGUCUAUGUAAAUAUGCAGGGUUAUAGUGAUGAUUUUGCGGCAAUUGCAUGUAGUGGUCAGUCAUAAUCUUGUGGAGCAACAGAACCUUGUGGAGUAAAAACAACCCCUUCCUUCAAUGUGAUAUAAUGACGAUGAAUAAAGUGUUUCCAGAUCAC
Molecule: messenger RNA, 3273 nt
Organism: Oncorhynchus keta (chum salmon)
Lineage: Eukaryota; Metazoa; Chordata; Actinopteri; Salmoniformes; Salmonidae
Product: cortexin-3
Exons: 2
Coding region: 595-1029 (144 amino acids)
Source: RefSeq, a predicted model, not a curated record